Molecule: messenger RNA, 213 nt
Organism: Penicillium samsonianum
Lineage: Eukaryota; Fungi; Ascomycota; Eurotiomycetes; Eurotiales; Aspergillaceae
Exons: 2
Coding region: 1-213 (70 amino acids)
Source: RefSeq, a predicted model, not a curated record
AUGGCUGAUGAAAAAAUAUGGUUCCCUGGUCCUGCUCAGAAACACAAGGUCUCGACUCUGAGCGAGACUACCCCUUCAAACUGGAAAGUCCUCCAAAAGAUCAAUGAGGACGUCCAGCAAUGGUCGUCUGUCGUGAUGCCCGCGAAUCUCCCAAUGGGCCCACAGCCUUCCUCCGUAUCGCGAAGCCGAUUCCCUCCAUCAAGGGCGAUGUAA